This is a messenger RNA of Labeo rohita (rohu), 3332 nucleotides long. RefSeq names its product protein phosphatase 4, regulatory subunit 1 (gene ppp4r1). Gene Ontology annotation, molecular function: protein phosphatase regulator activity; protein binding. Lineage: Eukaryota; Metazoa; Chordata; Actinopteri; Cypriniformes; Cyprinidae. The record is from RefSeq and is a predicted model, not a curated record. Gene Ontology annotation, biological process: protein dephosphorylation. The transcript is spliced from 20 exons. The coding region runs from base 182 to 2896 and encodes 904 amino acids.
UUGCCCUCGGCGCGUGCGUGAUAAAGGAUCAGUGCGCGGGCCCGGCGGCAGUGCUCGACUGGAGUUGAGAGGCGCGUGUUUGUGUGUUUUUGUGUAGUUUUGUGUAGUUUUGUGUAGUUUUGUGUUGCGGCGCGUGUUGGUCAUCAGCACAGAAGCGGCUUAAAUGUAGGAGCAGCGCAAGAUGGCGGAUCUCUCUCUGCUGCAGGACUCACAGGAGGACACGGACGGAUUCGGUGUGGAUGGAUUCAGCUCAGAGUCUGACGCCAUUAUUGUACCUUCAGUGCUGGAUUUCGUGUCUCAGGAUGAGAUGUUGACUCCUCUGGGCCGACUCGACAAGUACAUCAGCAGCGAGAACGUCUUUAACAGGCAGAUGGUGGCCCGCAGUCUUCUCGACACGCUCCGGGCCGUCAGCGAGGAUGAGCGCGAGUGUGUGUCUGUGCUGGAGCGGAUCGACAAACUCGCAGACGACUCCGAGCCGACGGUUCGAGCGGAGCUCAUGGAACAAAUCCCACACAUCGCCAUCUUCUGUCAGGAGAACAGACCUUCCAUUCCAUUCGCUUUCUCCAAGUACCUCCUACCCAUCGUGGUCCGAUACCUGGCCGACCAGAACAACCUGGUACGAAAGACGAGUCAGGCGGCGCUGCUGGUUCUGCUGGAGCAGGAGCUGAUCGAGCGAGGAGACGUGGAGAGCCUGGUGUGUCCCGUGCUGGUGGACCUCACCGCUCCCGACAGCAACGACGACGUCAAAACCGAAGCCAUGGCGAUUAUUUGUAAAAUGGCGCCGAUGGUGGGGAAGGACAUCACCGAACGGCUCUUCCUGCCGCGCUUCUGCGAGAUGUGCUGCGACUGCAGGAUGUUUCACGUGCGCAAGGUGUGUGCGGCGAACUUCGGUGACAUCUGCAGUGUGGUUGGUGGAGAGGCGACAGAGGAGCUGCUGCUGCCGCGGUUUUUCCAGCUGUGUUCGGAUAACGUGUGGGGCGUACGGAAGGCCUGCGCCGAGUGUUUCAUGACCGUCUCCUCGGCCACGUCUCCAGAAGUGCGGCGGACCAAACUCUCGUCUCUGUUCAUCAGUCUGAUCAGCGACCCGUCACGCUGGGUGCGUCAGGCCGCGUUUCAGUCCCUCGGUCAGUUCAUCUCGACGUUCGCGAGCCCCAGCAGUAAUGUGGGUCAGUACUUUAGAGACGAGGGCGAGUGGAGCGGAUCACAAACACACAGCACAAACGCAGACGCCGCAUCGGAGACGCCCGCCGUCUGUCCGCAGCAGGAGCACGACUCUCAUGAUCCCUCCGGCUGUGAGGAGCAGGACGCCGCCGACGUGGCGGAGGAGGGCGGAGGAGAGCAGACGGCCGAGGUCCUGAGUGCAGACGAGCCCUGCUGCGGCACCGCAGACUCACAGAAGUGCCUUCCUGAGGAGACGCAGCCUUCGUCCGAACCCGACGAGGAGCAGGAGCCUCCGGCGGCGGCGCAGGACAUCCCGGAACAGGAGCUCUUCAACUCCUUCCACUACUGGAGGACGCCCAUCCCGCAGAUCGACCUGGACCGGGAGCUGCUGGAGGACAAGCGGCCGUCGGCUCCGGCGCUGGGCAGGAAACAGCUGGAGGAGCUCAUCGAGAACCUGGAGCCGCACAUCGACGACCCCGACGUCAAAGCACAAGUGGACGUCCUGACGGCCGCUCUGAGAGCCACGGUGCUGGACUCUGGACUGGAAGACGCUUUCCUGGAGCCUCGAGCCGCUCAGUCAAAUCCCUUCAGCUCCCAGCAGCCCUCAGAACACCUGUCUGCCAACACACAGAGGCGUGAUUUGUCUCUACACGUGACGCGGGACGACGAUGAUUCUGACGUGAGCGACAGCAGCCUGAACGCUGAAGAUGAGCGGAGAUCCAAACACCAGGAUGUGGUUCCCCAGGCGCUGCUGGACCAGUAUCUGUCGAUGACGGACCCGUCUCGCGCUCAGACGGUGGAUAUGGAGAUCGCUAAGCACUGCGCGUACAGUCUGCCCGGUGUGGCGCUGACGCUGGGUCGCCAGAACUGGCACUGCCUGCGCGACACGUACGAGACGCUGGCCUCCGACAUGCAGUGGAAGGUGCGGCGGACGCUGGCGUUCUCCAUCCAUGAACUGGCUCUGAUUCUGGGCGAUCAGCUGACGGCCGCCCAUCUGGUGCCCAUCUUCAACAGCUUCCUCAAGGACCUGGACGAGGUUCGCAUCGGCGUCCUCAAGCACCUCUACGAUUUCCUCAAGCUGCUGCAUCAGGACACUCGGAGGAAGUAUCUGUACCAGCUGCAGGAGUUUCUGGUGACUGAUAACAGUCGUAACUGGAGGUUUCGCUCAGAGCUGGCCGAGCAGCUGGUGCUGUUGUUGGAGUUGUACAGCGCUCAGGACGUCCAUGAUUAUCUCAGACCGCUGGCCCUCUGUCUCUGUACUGACCGUGUGUCGUCCGUACGCUGGACGUCCUACAGACUGGUGAGCGAGAUCAUCAGGAAGUUGUCGUCGUGUUCGUCUCUACUAGUGAGUUUUCUGAGUGAACUGGUGGAUAAGUUCUGUCACUCUCCGAAGUGGUCCGGGCGUCAGGCGUUCGCCUUCGUCUGUCAGUUGUCCAUAGAGGAGGAGUGUCUGUCUCUGGAUCAGUUCUCGGAGCAUCUUCUUCCUCCUCUUCUUCAGCUGGCGUCUGAUCCGGUUCCUAAUGUCCGUGUGCUGCUGGCCAAAACCCUGCGGCAGACGCUGCUAGAGCGAGAGUAUUUCCUGAACUCGUCGAACUGUCAGCAGGAGGCGCUGGAGCACACGCUGGUGGCCCUGCAGACGGACGUGGAUAAGGACGUCAAAUACUUCGCCAGCAUUCACCCCGGCUGCACGCGUCUGAACGAGGACGCCAUGAGCACCACGUCCUCCACGUACUGAAGUGCUGGCCAGCUUUCCCAGAAUGCACCUCUCCACGGGGCCGGGGCUAUCGGUGGGGUUCGGUGCGUUCGCUCCUGUUUUAUUUUGCCACAGAAGCCUUAAACGCGUCUUCCUUCUUCAGAGAAUACUUGAACGGCUGCGGACUCACUCUGGACUAGCGUUAGCGUUAGCGUCUGUCUGAUCUCAAGGGCUGAGCGUCGCUCUUUUAGUCGCGGCGCAGCACAUUGUUGCGCCGACGGACGCGGCGUCUCGUCCGCUCACACGAGUGUUUUUAACGGAUUUCACGAGCGGUCCACUGAACAUUCGAUCUCAGAUCUCUCUCUUUCUCUCUCUCGAGUGUUUUAAUGAUCUUCUGUACAUACUCCUGUGUUUUUGAUCAUGAAUAGCGCUGAUGUUAUUCUCUUAACCUGACCCAAUAAACUUUCACACAAAAUCA